CGUAUUUGUUUUCUUAUACGUAGGUAUAUAAAUCGACUAAUUUGCAACAGAACACCACUUGUGUUUUGCUGCUCUGCUUCUGAGAUUUGGAAUUUUUGUUCUGAGAUUUGGAACAUCCAACGAAAGCCCAUGUCUAUAUAUAGAGAUAAAAGCGCCGUUUGAUGGAGGAAGAGAGGACGGGGGAUAGAUGAUCAUGGCGGACGGUCCGGCUAGCUUCUGGACGCAAGCCAACGCGUUGCUCAGAAAAAAUUUGACCUUUCAGAAACGAAAUGUGAGCUCAAAUCUACGACUAGUUGUGUUCCCAGUAGUAAUCUGUCUGUUGCUUGUUCUCAUCCAGUAUGUGGUGAAUAAUGAGUUGGAUAAGCCAUCAAGAAGGUGUGGAUGCACUUGUGUUGAUACUAAUGGGGAUGGAAAUUGUGAAAGAGUUUGUGGGGUUGAGUACUCAACUUUGGGUCAAGCAGGCAACUGUCCUCUUCCUACUCCUCCAGAAUGGCCUCCAUUGUUACAGAUACCCAGAGCAGAAUUUCGUGCAGUACAAAAUGAUUUAACUACAUACAAAGACUUGCCUGGGGAGUCAUGCAAGAUCACUGGAUCCUGCCCAGCUGUUAUACUCUUGACUGGAGCUAAUAAAACAUUUGCUGAAAGUAUUGGUGGAAAUUUGUUCCAACGCCCAACCCUCCAUUCGUCUAAAAUCCCUCACAGCUUAGCUGAUGAUGUCUUGGGUUCAGGAUCAUACACAGAAUACUCUAAUUUCCUGGAACCAGCUUUCUCCUCUAAUUUAGCCGUUUACAAUGUUCAACCUCAGUGUGCUUCAAACUCUACGUUUUCAAUUCCAUUGAGAAUAGGAUCUCGUCUUUUGCAACAAGAUAUAAAAUGUGUGCAAGGCCUUCAUUUAUGGCGUAAUAGCUCAUCUGAAAUUAAUGAAGAGCUUUAUAGAGGAUAUAGAAAAGGCAAUUCAGAGAAAAAGAUAAAUGAGAUAUUAGCAGCGUACAAUUUCUUAAACUCUGAUGGAAAGCACUUUAAUGUGAGCAUUUGGUAUAAUUCUACCUAUAAAAAUGACACAGGAAACACACCCAUAUCAUUGACACGGGUGCCCCGCUCGAUAAAUUUGGUAUCAAAUGCCUAUCUCCAAUUUCUGCUUGGCCCUUCAACAAAAAUGCAAUUUGAGUUUGUCAAAGAAAUGCCAAAGCCUGAAACAAGAGUCAGGCUGGAUUUUGCUUCUCUUCUUGGGCCACUCUUCUUUACAUGGGUGGUUAUACAGCUAUUUCCAGUUGUACUGACAUCUCUGGUCUAUGAAAAGCAGCAGAAGCUAAGAAUUAUUAUGAAAAUGCACGGACUCGGAGAUGGACCCUAUUGGGUGAUUUCUUAUGCUUAUUUUCUUGCCAUAUCUUCUAUCUACAUGCUAUGCUUUGUGAUUUUUGGAUCUUUAAUAGGCUUAAAAUUCUUCACACUAAAUGAUUACAGCAUCCAGUUAGUUUUUUACUUGAUCUACAUCAAUUUGCAAAUUGCAGUAGCUUUUCUCGUUGCUGCAUUAUUCAACAAUGUGAGGACAGCUGCAGUGGUGGGCUAUAUAAUGGUGUUUGGGUCCGGGCUCUUGGGUGGCUUCCUUUUUCAGUUCUUUCUUCAAGAUACAUCAUUUCCAAGAGGCUGGAUUAUUGCUAUGGAGUUGUAUCCUGGAUUCUCACUUUUUCGUGGAUUAUAUGAGUUUUCACAAUAUUCUUUCACUGGCAGUUAUAUGGGGACCACCGGAAUGAAAUGGAAGAAUUUGAGUGAUGGCAAAAACGGGAUGAGAGAGGUCAUAAUUGUCAUGUUUGUGGAAUGGUUACUGGUUCUCCUCUUUGCAUAUUACACAGAUCAAAUAACAUCAUCAGGGAAAACUCCUCUCCGUUUUCUUCAAUCUUUCCAAAAGAAGCACCCGCCAUCGUACCAAAGAUCAAACUUACAGAGACAGGGGUCUAAUUUCUCCAUUGAAUUGGAGAAACAUGAUGUCGUCCAGGAAAGGGAAAAAGUUGAAGAUUUGCUUCUUGAAUCAAGUACAAGUCAAGCUAUAAUAUGUGACAACAUUGAAAAAGCUUAUCCAGGAAGAGAUGGAAACCCUGAAAAAUUUGCAGUGAAAGGGUUGUCACUUGCUUUGCCUCAGGGGGAAUGCUUUGGUAUGCUUGGGCCCAACGGUGCUGGGAAAACUUCUUUUAUAAAUAUGAUGAUUGGUCUCAUAACGCCGAGUGCUGGUACUGCAUAUGUCCAGGGCAUGAAUAUUCAAACUGAUAUGGACAAAAUAUAUACCAGCAUGGGAGUGUGUCCGCAGCACGAUCUGCUUUGGGAAACGUUAACAGGAAGGGAGCACUUAAUGUUCUACGGACGGCUGAAAAAUCUGAAAGGAGCAGACUUAAAGAUGGCAGUGGAAGAGUCUCUUAAGAGUGUUAAUUUAUAUCAUGGAGGAGUCGCUGACAAGCAAGCUGGAAAGUAUAGUGGAGGAAUGAAGAGGAGGCUUAGCGUUGCAAUUUCAUUGAUUGGAGAUCCCAAAGUUGUAUAUAUGGAUGAGCCUAGUACUGGACUGGAUCCAGCUUCAAGAAACAAUUUGUGGAAUGUAGUCAAGCGUGCAAAGCAAGAUAGAACAAUAAUUCUAACUACUCACUCAAUGGAAGAGGCAGAACAUGUAUGUGAUCGGUUAGGUAUCUUUGUAGAUGGAAGCUUGCAAUGUAUAGGAAAUCCUAAGGAGUUAAAAGCCAGGUAUGGAGGGUCGUAUGUACUCACCAUGACAACAUCUUCAGAACACGAAGAUGCAGAAGUAGAGAGGAUGGUGCACAGUCUCUCCCCAAAUGCUCACAAGAUCUACCAAAUUUCAGGCACACGGAAGUUUGAGCUGCCAAAGCAUGAGAUAAGCAUUGCGGAUGUUUUCCGUGCCAUUCAAAAUGCAAAGAGAAGCUUUACCAUUCAUGCAUGGGGUCUAGCAGAUACAACCUUAGAGGAUGUGUUUAUAAAGGUUGCAAGAGGAACUCAGUCAUCCAUUAGCCUCUCGUGAGAUCCUCCAUGGUAAUUAAUACCAUAAUAUUGUUCACUUCUGCUUCCUGGACAUCUAUAAGACACCUUGCUAUUAUAUUGUGUGAUUUAUUUAUAGUCAAAUAUUACAAAAUGCCAAAUUACAGUGUAUUAUUAUAAGUUUGUAAUAAUACUGCUUGCUAAGAUUGUACUAUUAUUCUACAUCUAUUAUAGCCAAAAAUAUAAGUUCGUCGCACACAUAUUUAUUGUGGUGAAUCCUUCCUCAAUGGUGAAU
Messenger RNA from Cuscuta epithymum, 3274 nucleotides. NCBI's taxonomy places the organism in Eukaryota, Viridiplantae, Streptophyta, Magnoliopsida, Solanales, Convolvulaceae. The record is from the annotation of a GenBank genome assembly.